UAUUACUACUCCUCGUCCUGUGUGCACGGGAUGCAGUGUGGUAACGGGAGCUGUGUGUGGGAGUCUCAGUGGUGUGAUGGAGUGACAGACUGUCCUGCAGGCCAGGAUGAAGCAAACUGCGUGAGGCUGCAUGGCUCCAGUUUCCUGCUCCAGAUCUACUCGACUCAGAGCAAAAACUGGAGGACGGUUUGUUCUCACGGUUGGACCGACCAGCAGGGGAGAGCCAGCUGCCAGCAUGUUGGAUACAGCAGGGGCACAUAUUUUAAAUCAGGCCAACAGAAGACUGAUUCUGAUGAUGGAUUCUUAAUUGUGAAGUCUGACGUCAACCCCGAGGCAUCCAUACUGCAACAGCUCGGGCUCAGGGCCUCUGGUGGCCAGCUGGCCUCUCCAGGGGCCUGGCCAUGGCAGGUCAGCCUGCAGCUUUCAGGCUCCCACAGAUGUGGAGGAGCCAUCAUCUCCCCCUACUGGAUAGUCACAGCAGCAAACUGUGUUGCCAUGGCCUCCAGCCCUGGAGACUGGGCAGUGUAUGCUGGGAUAGCGGAUCCAUUAGGCACUCUGUUCAACCCUGCUUACUCUGUGAGCCACAGUAUAGCCCAUGAAGGCUUCAACAGCGUCACUUGCAGGAAUGACAUCGCUCUGAUGAGGCUCUCUAAACCUCUGGACAUCACAGUCUCCAGUAAUAUUGGACCUGUGUGCCUCCCAAAUGUCGGUGUAAGCAUCGCUGAUCCUCAGAAGGGCUGGAUAACACGAUAUGGUUGCACAGUAAACGGAGCCUCUGGCUUUCCACACCUGAUGGAGGCUCAGGUUUCUCUUAUAGAUACUGCAGACUGCAACAGCUCCAUCACUUACCAUAGCAGGAUAUCACAGGACAUGUUAUGUGCCAGAGAGACGGAGGCAGUAGCCAACUACAUGUGCCAUACUGACAGCGGCGGCCCUCUGAUGUCCCUGAAGGAUGGCGUAUGGUGGAUCAUAGGGGACAGUAUUUGGGGGGAACACUGCACUGAGCAGAAUAAACCAGGUGUUUAUGGCAACGUCACCUAUUUUCUGGAUUGGAUCUACCAUCAGAUGAGGAAGCAUCAAGAUGACUGAUGACAGGACCAACGAUUUACCAUGUGAGAUGUUUGUGUACAAAAGUGUG
Perca flavescens (yellow perch) is the source of this 1138-nucleotide messenger RNA. RefSeq names its product transmembrane protease serine 2-like. Gene Ontology annotation, biological process: proteolysis. Bases 31 to 1089 code for a protein of 352 amino acids. The transcript has 10 exons. Gene Ontology annotation, molecular function: serine-type endopeptidase activity; protein binding. The record is from RefSeq and is a predicted model, not a curated record. Gene Ontology annotation, cellular component: membrane. Lineage: Eukaryota; Metazoa; Chordata; Actinopteri; Perciformes; Percidae.